Strongylus vulgaris is the source of this 423-nucleotide messenger RNA. The record is from the annotation of a GenBank genome assembly. NCBI's taxonomy places the organism in Eukaryota, Metazoa, Nematoda, Chromadorea, Rhabditida, Strongylidae.
AUGAGUGACGCGGAGCUGAUCGCAGCUCGUGAUGCCGUUGCCUAUGGUUGCAUCAAAUACGCAGAUUUGUCGCAUACUCGUACGCAAGAUUAUGUAUUUUCCUUUGAUCGAAUGCUUGACGAUAAAGGCAACACAGCUGUAUACCUUUUGUAUGCUUACGCAAGGAUUAGGUCUAUUGUACGAACAUCUGGAGUUGAGCCUACGACAAUCGCCGAUUACAUCUCUCGAACGCCAUCCAUCCCAAUUUCGCAUCCUGCGGAACUGAACUUAUCUAAGCAAAUUCUGAAACUAGCGGACUGUGUACUGCAAGUUUUGGAUUCACUGAUGCUGCAUCAGUUAUGUGAUUACUUGUACCAGCUUGCUACAACAUUCCACGAUUUCUAUACUGCAUGCUAUGUCAUCGAGAAGAAAGACGGUGGGUAA